AUGUCUAAUCAGUGGACAGUCGAUCCAGCUACAAGGCGAAAAUUGCUUUCCCUGCAAAAGCAGGGAGCCAAUAAGAAGUGUUUUGACUGUGGUUCGCCAAAUCCACAGUGGGCAUCACCGAAAUUUGGAAUUUUCAUCUGCUUGGAGUGUGCUGGUGUGCAUAGAGGGCUCGGUGUGCAUAUCUCAUUUGUCAGAUCAAUCACUAUGGAUCAGUUCAAGCCUGAGGAGCUCAAGCGCAUGGAAUUGGGUGGAAACGAAAAAUGUAAAGAGUACUUCGAAGCACACAAGUUGGAUUGCUCACUUCCAGCCAAGCUCAAAUACGAUAAUUUUGUUGCCGAGGAUUAUAAAAAGAAGUUGACUGCUUUGGUGGAUGGUACGGAUUUUGUCGAACCAGAUCAUUCUGGUGAAACACUUCCAUCUGCAAAUGCAGGCCUACCAAACUCAAGUGCCAACGUUUCUUCAACCCAUUUGCCAACGAAGCAACAAAAUGAGGCUUAUUUUGCCACUCUUGGUAAUGCCAAUCAGCAGCGGCCAGAUAACUUGCCACCAUCACAGGGUGGCCGUUAUCAAGGGUUUGGAUCUGGUGGACCCAGUGUAAAUGCCACUUCACAGCAAAACAGAGGUGGAUCGUUGGCUGGAUUCACUCUAGAUGCUUUCCAAAAAGACCCACUCGGGACGUUUACCAAAGGCUGGGGUCUUUUUUCUUCAACUGUGGCCAAAUCAGUGAAAGAGGUGAAUGAUACAGUUAUUCAACCAGGGAUGAAGCAGCUGGCAGAGAAAGAUUACACAACACAAGCCAAACGGGCUAUGGAGCAGUUUGGACAGAAAGUUCAAGAGGCAGGUACCAACUUACAGCAGCAAUGGGAUACUACUAAUGUCAAUAAUGGCAACUCAUCGAAGUACUCCAGAUUGCUUGAUGACUUGGGGCAACCCCGCACAGAAAGUGCUAAUAUUGAGCCUGCUUUUGGCCUUAGAAAGCCUGCUACGAAAACGAAGUUGCCUGGUAUGGGUACGACACCAAAGAAGAAAACCGACAGUUGGGAUUCUGAAGAUAAAUGGGAUGCCUUUUAG
Messenger RNA from Brettanomyces bruxellensis, 1071 nucleotides. RefSeq lists its product as uncharacterized. The coding region runs from base 1 to 1071 and encodes 356 amino acids. The record is from RefSeq and is a predicted model, not a curated record. Lineage: Eukaryota; Fungi; Ascomycota; Pichiomycetes; Pichiales; Pichiaceae. The transcript has a single exon. Gene Ontology annotation, molecular function: GTPase activator activity. Gene Ontology annotation, cellular component: Golgi membrane. Gene Ontology annotation, biological process: regulation of endocytosis; regulation of ARF protein signal transduction.